CACGGAUAUGCAAUAGCCCAGCACGGUCUAGUGACCCACGUCAUCAACGUAACCGCUGGGCCCCACCACUUGGUCCCACACUAUUUAACACCCGGGACAAGCAACUCUCCCUCCUUAAUUUCUCAACCUCACCCCCGGAAGGCUACUACAGCAAGUCUACCCACACAUUUCGGCCCCGAGUCAGCCCGAGUCGUGCGUUUCGGAUAUCUGACAUGGCCGCUUGCGUCUCGGACACUUCUCGGACCCUAUCGUGCCGAGACGGGCACGCCGCCUCGCAGCUGAAGCUAAUUUCGAUCAUCGUCAUCUUCAUCACGAGCGUCGUCGGAAUUUCGUCGCCGGUCCUCCUAUCCCGCUACUUCCAGGGAAAGCCCGCAUACGACAAAACCACUCUCCUGAUCAAGUGCUUCGCGGCAGGGGUCAUCCUCUCAACCUCCCUCGUCCACGUGCUCCCCGACGCCUUCAGCGCGCUCUCCGACUGCCGCGUGUCCUCCAAGCACCCCUGGAAAGACUACCCCUUCUCGGGCCUCGUCACCAUGGUCGGCGCCCUGACUGCGCUCCUCGUCGACCUCACGGCGACCUCCCACAUGGAAUCGCAGCCCGGCGGCGGACACAGCGGCGGCCACCACGGGCAAUACGAGGUCGUUCCGAUUGGGGCGAAGGAGGAAUUGGGGGGGAAGAGUUGUUGUAGUAGUAAAUUGGCGAUGGAUGUGGAGUCGGUGGCGGGGGGUGCGGAAAGCAAUAGCGGUGGGGUAAGUGAGGAAACGUCGGUGAGGCUGAAGCAGAGGCUUGUGUCUCAGGUGUUGGAGAUUGGGAUUAUUUUCCACUCAGUGAUUAUUGGGGUCACUUUGGGGAUGUCACAAAAUCAGUGCACCAUUAGGCCUUUGGUUGCUGCGCUUGCGUUUCACCAGAUCUUUGAAGGCAUGGGUCUUGGGGGCUGCAUUGCUCAGGCAGGAUUUAAGUUGGGAACAACAGCCUACAUGUGCUUCAUGUUUGCAGUGACAACACCAAUGGGGAUAGUGUUGGGGAUGAUCUUAUUCUCAGUGACAGGUUAUGACGACAGGAACCCUAAAGCCCUAAUCUUGGAGGGCUUGUUGGGCUCCUUGUCCUCUGGUGUACUUAUCUACAUGGCUCUCGUGGAUCUUAUAGCCCUUGAUUUCUUCCACAACAAGAUGAUGAGCUCUGAUUCAUGGCUGCGAAAAAUAUCGUUCAUUGCUCUUGUUCUCGGCUCUAUCUCUAUGUCCAUCCUUGCCCUUUGGGCCUAAAAUUUGCUCUGUUUUGCAAAUAAAAUGUAUAAUGUAAAAUGUUCAUCGA
Messenger RNA from Prunus dulcis (almond), 1311 nucleotides. Its product is annotated as zinc transporter 6, chloroplastic. Gene Ontology annotation, cellular component: plasma membrane. Gene Ontology annotation, biological process: zinc ion transmembrane transport. The record is from RefSeq and is a predicted model, not a curated record. Lineage: Eukaryota; Viridiplantae; Streptophyta; Magnoliopsida; Rosales; Rosaceae. Gene Ontology annotation, molecular function: zinc ion transmembrane transporter activity. The transcript has 2 exons. The coding region runs from base 213 to 1262 and encodes 349 amino acids.